AUGGAUGACGACCAGCAGUUUUGUCUGCGGUGGAACAACCAUCAGUCGACGCUGGUUUCUGUGUUCGACACUCUGCUAGAGAAAGGGAUGCAUGUGGACUGCACCUUGGCUGCCGAAGGACAAACACUCAAGGCACACAAAGUAGUUUUGUCUGCGUGCAGUCCCUAUUUCGAGAGUGUAUUAUCCCAACAGUAUGACAAGCAUCCUAUAAUAAUAUUAAAAGAUGUGAAAUAUGCCGAAUUGAGAGCUAUGAUGGACUAUAUGUACCGUGGAGAAGUAAACAUAUCUCAGGAUCAGCUAGCGGCUCUGCUUAAGGCAGCAGAGUCACUACAAAUAAAAGGUCUCUCAGAUAACAAGCCUUCAAGGCCACCGUCGCGCCCUGCCCAAGCAACUGCACACCCGCCACGCGCCCCAUCUCCUCCACCACAGGUGCGAGAUGGUAGCAUCGACAGUCGCGAAGGCUCAAUGAGUCCGACGCGGCGUCGAAAGAAAGCACGCCGCAUGUCCACCGAAGCAACUACCCCGAUGCCCUCUCAAACAGACUCUAACCAAGGAAAUGGAGAUGAUCAGGUUCCGCUGAAAGAGGAAGUGUCCAGAGACGGAGUGGAGGACCUUACUCUAGACGAAGAGGCUGAAGAACAACCGUCGGUCCCGCACAAUGAUGUUGUACGCAAUUUUCAAUGGCAUAUGGAAAGAUCUCAAGAUGAAAUAAUGAAUUCAAAUGACAGUGUUCGAGAGACUCAAGGAAGAAGAACGACACCGAGACACAGUAUCAUGACGCGUAGUAAAAAAGUGAGCGAGGAGACCUUCGCGACCACCCUCGCCAUACUGAAGAACGUGAGCGCGCCCGCGCCCGACGACGCCAAGGAGAACAAGAGCAACAAGCGCGCCAAGUCGCCCGACAAGCCCGCGCCCAAACCCGAGCCGGAGCCGGAACCCGAGCCGAAGCCCGAGCCGGCGGCCGAGCCCGAGGCGAAGUCGGAGUCGCGCUACCACAUCUUCCCGCGCGGCGCGCAAACGCUGCCGUGCGCGCAGUACAAGACGGACAAGGGCUACCGCUGCCCCAACUGCCACCGCUGCUACAACGCGCGCAAGAACCUCGUGCGUCACGUGACGCUGGAGUGCGGCCGCGAGCCGCAGUACAAGUGCCCGCACUGCUCCUACAGCAAGCACCGCCGCAACGAGCUCAAGAAGCAUAUCGAGAAGAAGCACCCCGCGCACGCGCCCGCGCCCGCCGCCUCCCCCGCGCCCCUCGGCGUCAAG
Molecule: messenger RNA, 1263 nt
Organism: Brenthis ino (lesser marbled fritillary)
Lineage: Eukaryota; Metazoa; Arthropoda; Insecta; Lepidoptera; Nymphalidae
Source: the annotation of a GenBank genome assembly